Trichoderma gamsii is the source of this 3780-nucleotide messenger RNA. RefSeq lists its product as hypothetical. Lineage: Eukaryota; Fungi; Ascomycota; Sordariomycetes; Hypocreales; Hypocreaceae. The transcript is spliced from 6 exons. Gene Ontology annotation, molecular function: hexosyltransferase activity; UDP-glycosyltransferase activity. Gene Ontology annotation, biological process: carbohydrate metabolic process. The record is from RefSeq and is a predicted model, not a curated record. The coding region runs from base 1 to 3780 and encodes 1259 amino acids.
AUGGCGCCCGACGAGAACCAGCGCAGUCACCCCAAGAGGCAGCCCUCGACAAGAACCCCGCCUCGCCGACGAGAUCGGGCUACGUCUGAGGCUCUGGUGACGGACGGCUUCGUGCUUCCCGCCCUCGAAGCACCUGCUGAUGCGCCUCCGGCGUACGGAAGCCAUCAUGACCAGCUUCAGUUCAAGCGUAGUGGAUUUGACGCCGAGGCGGCUGUAACAGGCGAUGGAAGAAUUAACAUUAAUAUCAACACCAAGAACCACAGGCUUGCUGAGCUUCUUGCGCCAAGUAUCGCCAACCAAAUAGCCGUGACGGUCCAGCCGACACGGCCACCGGUAUACACCCUCCCGAGUCUCGCUGGUGAGCCUGGCAAGCAGCCUCCACCGCGGCUCAAUGUCGUGAUUCAAAUUGUUGGGUCGCGUGGCGAUGUCCAGCCCUUUGUUGCGCUAGGAAUAGUCCUCAAGGAAAAGUAUGGCCAUCGGAUCCGCAUUGCAACGCACCCGACGUUCCAGAAGUUUGUCGAAGAGAAUGGCCUUGAGUUCUUCAGCAUAGGGGGAGAUCCCGCCGAGCUAAUGGCUUUCAUGGUGAAGCAUCCAGGACUCAUGCCUGGUCUGGAUGCUUUGAAGAGCGGCGAGAUCGGCAAGCGCCGCAGAGGUGUUCAAGAGAUGCUGCUUGGGUGCUGGAGAUCUUGCAUUGAAGCGGGUGAUGGACUGGGACCACCGCCGGAACCACACAGAAAACUCGAGCCCUGGGAUCCGGAUGCUGGUAUGCCUGGAGAUCCAAAUCACGAGCCCUUUGUGGCCGACGCGAUUAUUGCGAACCCGCCUAGUUUCGCUCAUGUUCAUGUUGCAGAGAAGCUUGGUAUUCCUCUGCACAUGAUGUUUACAAUGCCUUGGUCACCUACGCGAGCGUUCCCUCACCCACUGGCGAAUGUCCAAUACUCGAAUGCCGACGAUGUUCUCACAAACUAUUUGACUUAUACUCUGGUUGAAAUGAUGACAUGGCAGGGAUUAGGAGACAUCAUCAACCGAUUCCGUGAGAGCGCAUUAGAUCUGGCUCCCCUCUCGCUUAUCUGGGCUCCGGGUCUUCUCAACAGAUUGAAGAUCUCUUACACUUACUGUUGGUCACCGGCGUUGAUUCCGAAACCGAAUGAUUGGGGCUCGCAUAUUGAUAUAUCGGGAUUUUACUUCUUGAAUCUUGCUUCCUCGUUUACUCCAGAACCUGAUCUUGCCGCCUUUUUAGAGGCUGGCCCUCCUCCAGUCUAUAUCGGCUUUGGCUCCAUUGUGGUUGACGACCCAAAUGCCAUGACCAGGAUGAUAUUUGAUGCUAUCCACCUUGCUGGCGUCCGAGCUCUGGUGUCGAAAGGCUGGGGAGGCUUGGGAGCUGAUGCGGUGGGACUACCGGAUGGCGUAUUCAUGCUUGGCAAUGUUCCUCACGACUGGCUCUUUGAAAGAGUUUCUUGCGUCGUUCACCAUGGAGGAGCUGGAACAACCGCCGCUGGUAUAAAAGCUGGUAAACCCACCCUUGUGGUUCCCUUCUUCGGGGACCAGCCAUUUUGGGGCGCCAUGAUCGCGAGAGCCAAAGCCGGACCUGAUCCGAUUCCCUACAAGGCGUUGACAGCAGAAAAUCUUGCUGAGGCGAUCCAAUUCUGUCUCAAACCGGAAACGCAAGAUCAAGCAAAAGCGCUUGGCCACAGGAUUCGUGAAGAAAACGGCACAGAAACGGGCAGCCGAAGCUUUCAUAACCACCUUGACAUCGAUUCUCUGCGCUGUUCCGUAGCCCCCAGUCGAGCUGCGGCUUGGCGCCUGAAAAGAACAAAGGUGCGGCUUAGCCCACUGGUUGCUGCGGUCCUCGUCAAGCAAGGCCUCUUGAAGUAUACCGAUCUUAAACUAUACCGCCUUUACGAGUACAAUACGGAGGAUCAGCCUCCCGAUCCAAUCUCAGCAGGUGCUUGCUCUCUUGUUACUGACAUUAGCGACAUUGGCAUGGCCAUAGUGGAUAUGCCUUUGGAUAUACUGAAAAGCCCUAAAAAAGCUAGAGAAUCUUUAAAGGACAGUGGCAGUCAGGCUAGCGGCGAUGAUAGUGAUACAGGAUCAAAACGAAAUUCGACUCUGGACCGUCCUGGUGUUAAGUCACCAGUAAGGACCAGCGGAGAAUCUGCCGGAGAAACAAGCGCUACCUCAGGACAGCUUACCCAGUUUCCGACAGUGCCAACGCAAAUUGGUCGAACAAGAUCCCCGACCGUCGAGAGCCAGGGCAGCCGUUCAUCAUCUCGCCGAAGGGCACUCUCUGCAGCCGCGACUAUGGAGGCUGCAGUGGGCACGACAAAAAACGUCGGGCGUAUCGUGACUACAGGAGUAAAGUCGCCCAUGAACUUCUGUCUUGGGCUCGCAAAAGGUUUCAGGAAUAUCCCGCGGUUGUAUAACGACGACACCGUUCGAUCAAUUGAAAAGGUCACAGAUUUCAACAGCGGCGUGCGUGUUGCUGGGAAAGAGUUUGGGUUCGGCCUUUAUGACGGCAUUUCAGGACUGUUUACGCAGCCAAUGAGAGGAGCACAGAAAGAGGGCGCUGCUGGGCUGAUCAAGGGCAUUGGAAAGGGCAUUGGAGGAAUCAUGACGAAGCCUGCGGCAGGUUUUUGGGGUCUCCCAGCAUACGUGAUGCAGGGUGCCUAUGCUGAACUGAACAAAUUCCUAUCAAGAAGUGUGCAGAAUUACAUCAUCACAUCAAGGGUUGUUCAAGGUGAACGGGACCUGCAGAGUGCGUCAGAGGGAGAGAAAGCCGAUAUCAUCUAUCGCUGGAACCAAGACUCUGAUUUGAAAAUCAUUCAAGAAACAAAACUGAGGGGACAAGACAGGGAACAUUCCAGAGUCGGGUCUGGAGGCGGUCCGACCUCUUGGUUUCCUACCCUCCAGGAUGGGCGGCGUCAAAUGGGGGCUGCAUUGGAGGAAAAGCCGCGGCGACAACGAUCGCGAUCAGGCCGAAUCCCAAGGCGCCUUUCCCUUUCCCGCUCCUCCUCUCCUGCGCCGGUGAAUUGGGAAGAAUCACUCAAUGCCGACGCAGAAUUUGAGGAAGCCAUCAUGGCCUCUGUCAGAGAGACUUCUCGCGGAGAUGAUGAAGAAGACGCCAUGAUUGAAAUAGCUAUUCGCGAGAGCAUCAUGGCGAUGCAGCAGCAGGGCUCUUCUCUACCUGAUCCCGUUCGCCUGAAAACAGAAGGAAGUAAGAAUUCAGACGUCUUCGAAGACGAGGAGUACAAAAUUACGGAUGAAGAGUAUCAGAAUCUCAUCGAGCAGGCCAUUCGCGAGAGCUUGACUGGGCACGAGAAAGAACUUUCUAUCCUGCCAGGUUCCAGCUCACGGGACCUCGACAUCAAGUUUGCGCAGACUGAUGAGCCGCGCAGCAGUGGCCCAGCAUUUACCCCAAAUACCAACGAAGAUGCCGACUUACAGCGGGCCAUUGAUGAGUCCCGCAAGGUGCCUCCUACUUUGCCCCCGCGAGAGAAAGAAGACGAUGAGGAGGAACACUUCCGGAGGGCUGUUGAGGCAUCGAUGAAUGAAAUGGAGCGGUUGAAGAAAGAGAAGACGGAGGAAGAGAUUGUUAUGGAAUAUGUCAAGAAGCAGAGCUUGGCCGAGGAAGAAUUUAAGAAUCGGAAGGAUCCUAAAGGCAAAGGGAAAGAGGUAUCUGAAGUUGCGAGUAAUGCUAGCGAUGACGAGGAGCUAAAACGGGCUAUUGAGGAGAGUUUGAGGAUAAAUGGCGGAGACGGCGAUGGGCCGUCAGGGUUGUAA